This is a messenger RNA of Cottoperca gobio, 4448 nucleotides long. It is a transcript of the gene ogdhb, whose product is annotated as oxoglutarate dehydrogenase b. Lineage: Eukaryota; Metazoa; Chordata; Actinopteri; Perciformes; Bovichtidae. Gene Ontology annotation, cellular component: oxoglutarate dehydrogenase complex; mitochondrion. The record is from RefSeq and is a predicted model, not a curated record. Gene Ontology annotation, biological process: tricarboxylic acid cycle. The transcript is spliced from 23 exons. Bases 344 to 3406 code for a protein of 1020 amino acids. Gene Ontology annotation, molecular function: thiamine pyrophosphate binding; oxoglutarate dehydrogenase (succinyl-transferring) activity.
AUUAGACAGUGCUCGGACACGCGACUGACUCAGCUCUCCCGCUGCAGUGACUUUUUUUUGUUCACACACGCCGUGUCUGACUCGCGCUCAGGAUUCAGGACACAUUGCUCCACGUUCACUACAUCGGGUGGCUGUAGAGAAAGCCACGCGAGCGUCCGGAAAAGGAUCCAAUAGACGAUCGGCAAAAGAGGCAAAAGAGAAGGAGCACGUGCUGUGGAAAAGCCAGCUCCAAACAGCAGGAACGAGAGGGGCUGCCUGGAGGAUCUCCUUUGUCAGGGACAGUGCUGCUGUAUUCUUCUUCCAGGAAGGGAGGGGGGAGAAGAGCUGUGGCUGAUCUGCAGCCAUGCAUCGCUUAAGGACUACAGUUGCAAGGCUUCGGCCUUUAACGGCUGCACAGACAGCCCGAAGCCUAUCACAGCCAAGACUGUUGGCGAUCAAAGGGGGCUUAAGGACGUUUAAGCCUGCAAGGCGUCUGAACACAUCUGUGGCUGCUGAGCCCUUUCUUAAUGGCACCAGCUCUAACUAUGUGGAGGAGAUGUACUUUGCAUGGCUGGAGAAUCCCAGGAAUGUGCACAAGUCCUGGGAUAUAUUUUUCCGUAAUGCUAACGCUGGGGCUCCGCCUGGUGAGGCCUACCAGAGCCCUCCACCCCUUAGUGGGUCUUCUCAGGGACUGGUCAAGGCACUGGUGGGUGCUCAGCCCAAUGUGGAGAAACUGGUGGAGGAUCAUCUAGCAGUACAAUCACUCAUACGAGCAUACCAGGUACGAGGGCAUCACAUAGCGAAGUUGGACCCCCUGGACAUCAGCUGUGUAGACUUUGACGAUGCCCCUUGUACCGUUGGUUUCCAGAACGUUGGUUUUUACGGGCUGGCUGAAUCCGACUUGGACAAGAUGUUCCGGCUUCCCACCACCACCUACAUCGGCGGCAGCGAGAGCUCUUUGCCUCUCAGAGAGAUUAUACGACGUCUGGAAAUGGCCUACUGUCAACAUAUUGGAGUAGAGUUUAUGUUCAUUAACAACAUGGAGCAGUGUCAGUGGAUCAGACAGAAGUUUGAGACACCAGGCAUCAUGCAGUCCAGUCUGGAGGAGAAGAAGACUCUUUUGGCCAGAAUGAUCCGAUCCACAAGGUUUGAGGAGUUUCUCCAGAGGAAAUGGUCUUCAGAGAAACGUUUCGGUCUGGAAGGUUGUGAAUCGCUCAUCCCGGCCCUCAAAACCAUCAUCGACAAGUCCAGUCAGAGCGGAGUGGAGAGUGUGAUCAUGGGGAUGUCUCACAGAGGGAGGCUGAACGUGCUGGCUAAUGUGAUCCGGAAGGAGCUGGACCAAAUCUUCUGCCAGUUCGACUCUAAACUAGAAGCUGCUGACGAGGGUUCUGGUGAUGUGAAAUAUCACUUGGGGAUGUAUCACAAGAGGAUGAACCGGGUCAGCGACCGGGAAAUCACAAUGUCACUCAUGGCGAACCCGUCCCACCUGGAAGCAGUGGACCCGGUGGUGCAGGGAAAGACCAAAGCGGAGCAGUUCUACUGUGGAGACACUGAAGGCAAGAGGGUGAUGUCUAUUCUGCUUCACGGUGAUGCUGCAUUUGCAGGCCAGGGUAUCGUUUACGAGACGUUCCACCUGUCUGACCUGCCGUCCUACACAACACACGGCACCAUACACGUGGUGGUCAACAACCAGAUCGGUUUCACCACAGAUCCCAGAAUGGCACGUUCAUCUCCUUACCCUACAGAUGUCGCACGGGUCGUCAACGCUCCCAUCUUCCACGUCAAUGCAGACGACCCAGAAGCUGUGGUGUACGUGUGCAAAGUAGCAGCCGAGUGGAGGACCACUUUCCACAAAGAUGUAGUCGUCGACCUGGUGUGUUACAGACGUAACGGCCAUAAUGAGAUGGACGAGCCGAUGUUUACCCAGCCGCUUAUGUACAAGCGGAUCAAGAAGCAGAAAGGGGUCCUGCAGAAGUUUGCUGAAAAAGUCAUUGCUGAGGGAGUGGUCACGACACAAGCAUAUGAGGAGGAAGUAGCGAUUUACGACAAAAUCUGCGAGGAAGCUUACGCUCGCUCUAAAGAUGAGAAGAUCCUUCACAUCAAACACUGGCUCGACUCACCAUGGCCUGAUUUUUUCACAGUGGAUGGACAGUCUAAAAGUAUGAACAGCCCGUCCACCGGCAUCAGUGAAGAGGAGCUCAGCCAUAUUGGAAACAUUGCUGCCUCUGUCCCCGUGGAAGACUUCACGAUACACGGAGGUUUGAGUCGUAUCCUAAAAGGCCGUGCAAAUAUGGUGAAUCAGCGAGUGUGUGAUUGGGCUCUCGGGGAAUAUAUGGCCUUUGGCUCUCUGCUCAAAGAGGGGAUCCACAUACGCCUCAGUGGACAGGAUGUGGAGAGGGGCACAUUCAGCCAUCGACACCAUGUUCUUCAUGACCAGAACGUUGACAAGAGGAUCUGCAUCCCAAUGAACUACAUGUCCCCUGAUCAGGCUUCUUACACGGUCUGCAACAGCUCUCUAUCUGAGUAUGGAGUACUAGGUUUUGAAUUAGGCUUUGCCAUGGCCAGUCCCAAUGCGCUGGUGCUGUGGGAGGCCCAGUUUGGAGACUUUAAUAACACAGCUCAGUGUAUCAUCGACCAGUUCAUCAGCUCAGGUCAGGCCAAGUGGGUCAGACAGAACGGCAUAGUGUUGCUGCUUCCUCACGGCAUGGAGGGAAUGGGUCCAGAGCACUCGUCUGCCCGCCCUGAAAGGUUUCUACAGAUGUGCAAUGAUGACCCGGAUGUUUUCCCUAAACUGUCAGAGAACUUCGCAGUGCGUCAGCUGUACGACUGUAACUGGAUCGUUGUCAACUGCUCUACUCCUGCAAACUACUUCCACGUCCUGCGCAGACAGAUCCUGCAGCCCUUCAGGAAACCUCUGAUAGUGUUUACUCCCAAGUCGCUGUUGCGCCAUCCUGAGGCCAAGUCCAGCUUUGACGACAUGCUGCCAGCCACCGACUUCAAACGUAUAAUCCCAGACGAUGGGCCGGCAGCUGCAAGCCCGGAAAAGGUGAAGAGAGUCAUUUUCUGCACCGGCAAGAUCUAUUACGAACUGGCACGUGAACGCAAGAACAGAGGCAUGGACGACACUUUGGCUGUUAUCCGCAUUGAACAGCUCUCACCCUUCCCGUUCGAUCUGGUGAAAGCAGAGACUGAUCGUUAUCCAAAUGCUGACCUGGUUUGGUGUCAGGAAGAGCACAAGAACCAGGGCUACCACGACUACGUCAAGCCCCGCAUCCGUACCACCACCAACCAUGCCCGCCCCGUCUGGUAUGCUGGUCGUGACCCGGCAGCGGCUCCAGCUACUGGGAACAAGCCAACUCACCUCAUGGAGCUGCAGCGUUUAGUGGACACAGCGUUUGACCUCGAAACAUUCUCAGGAAAAAAGUAACAACGGGUUUACACCUGCUUUUACUCUCUCCACGCUUCCGAUCUAACCUGCCUGUCAAGCUUCACGUCUUCAGUGCAGGAGGCUUUAACUUUUGCCUACAACACUUUGCACGGAUGUGUUUUUUCCUCAAUAUAUUUACAUAUCAGACCUCUUAUCAGGCGUAAUGUUCAAGCACAACACUGUUACCAUGAAGAUCUCCUGUUCACAGUGAUGGACACUAUUAUAAAAAAAAGUAAUGCAACUUAACCUGCAUUGAAUGUAUGAAUUUAGACAAAUAGUUUUAUCUUAAUUUUUGAUUUGCUUCUAUUUUAUCAAUUACAAAAUAAUGCUCUGCAUAUCCAGAAUCCACCAAUAUCCUGUUUGCAAUCACCCGCUGAACAAAGAUUUGAAUAAUUUAUUAUUACAUUGUGUAAAAUGGAAAAGGUAGGAAAUGUAGAAACUAUAACGAACAUAUUUAAAGCAUAUUUGUGUUCUUACCCAGAGUUAGAUGAGUUUGAUACAACACGCAGUGACUUUUGUAACCAGGCUACCUGUUUCCCCGUGUUCUGUCUUUAUGCUAAGCUAAGCUAACCAGCUGCUGGCUGUGACCUUUUGAAAAGAUUAGUGUCUGCCUUUUUGUGAAAAUAUUUUUCAGUUGAAGAGUAAAGUCACAGAUCAAAGGGACCUAACGGUUUUUCUGUUUUUUUUAUCUGAGUUCAGCAGUGACUUUAAAAUGACAGGGUUGUUAUCUGCCUGCACAGAGCGGAGGCUUCACAUGCAUCUACAUCUGCUGUAACAUAAACACCUCUUUUUUGUUUCUGUUGAUUUUGUACCUCAUUUUCUUUUUUCAUAUAUUCUGCUUCAGUUCUUCCCUAUUUAUUUUUCUCCUCCAUGGUUCGCUCGUCGUCCCAUCUCAUCACUGUAAACGUUUGUUUGUGCCAAAUGUAACAGAUUACUUGAAAUUAAAUUUCAUCAGCUCCUCAGAUUUGUAGGAUGUAUUUAUUUUCAUAUAGUGUUGUCUGUUUUAUUGUUUUCAAUAAAUAAAGAUUAUAGUUCCUGGUGA